CUCAGCCCGACGUCUCUACGGCUGACAACCAUUCACAUCUCUACCUCUACGUAUUCAUAUCCACCGACCUGGGCUUAGUGCUACCCAUUUUGUUCACUGUUCCUGACCGUGAUAUGGCAAGUGCGAGGUGCUCGGGAUGCUAUGUCGACUUGGCAUUUUCAACAUGACAGCGUCGUCGAUUUUUGAUGCUGGACGUGACCUCAAUCAACGUCCCAGCACGUAUUCAAGCCAAGUCCACCGAGCUACCUCUACAGUCGACGUGUUGCGCAAUGAGAAUGGGCGUUUGCCGUGGCUGACAAAACAAGGAAAACUUGGCACGAACCUUGUUCUAGGAAAGCUUCCACGCCGAUGCUUCAACCACUCAGCUUUCUUGGUAUCCGACCAUGAUGGCAUUCUCCCUGACUGUGGUCUAGGCCCAAACCCCUGCAUCAGCCAUUGACGGUCUGAUUCUCAGGGUCCUGUCUUCAACCAUCAGGGCGCUGUUGGGCUGUUGCAUCCACGCCGCCAUCGUCAUUUUCAGACCUCCUCAUUGGAGCGCGUUGCUUCAGACCAUUCAAAGGGUCCUGCCACCCUCCUUCAUCAACCGACUUUGACGUCAUUUUGAAUCCUAAUCGUCACUAGCAGCAGCGUCUUCAACCGUCCUCAAACAUGAGGUAGCCAAAAGCAGGUUUCAUCGGGUACACAAACGAUGAUGAUUGUCGUCGUGGUGGGAUAGAAAUACCAUCGCAAGUGCCGGUAUCUUCCCGUGUCCAAGCACUUCAUCUUCAUCGAUAACCAGCAAGCAAACGAACCAUCCAAGCUCAGCAAACCUUGAAUAUCUUCACCUCAACCAACUCCAUCAUCAACAAUAACAACAACAACAACAACAACCACACAACAAGCAUCAACAUGCCUCUCUUCUCCCGCCACGCCGAGCCUGAGCCCGCCCCGGCCCCCGUCUACCAGGAACCUGCUCCCAAGCGCCACUCCCUCUUCGGCGGUUCCCACCACCGCUCGCCCUCUCCCGGGUCGCCCACCUACUCCUCCGCAUCGGACCGCAACCGCUCCACCAGCCGAGACUCCGGACACGGAACUCAGCGCAAGGGCAGCCUGUUGUCUCGCACCUUCGGCAACGGUACCUCGACCAGCCACGACGUCGACCCGUCCAUCAUGCAGGCUCGCGAGCGCGUUAUGAUGGCCGAGGCUGCCGAACGCGAUGCGGACCGAGCGCUGAUGGCUGCCAGGGAGAGCGUAAGGCAGGCUCGGGAGCAUGUGAGGGCGUUGGAGCUCGAGGCACAGGAGGAGGCGAGGAGGGCCAAGAUUAAGCAGUACCAUGCUAAGGAGGUGUCAAAGAGGGGAAAGCAGUUGGGACGUCACGGCAUUUGAACGCUCAUUUCCCGUUAACACUUCCGUUUGGUCCUCGGUGAAGGAAAGAAGCCAGCCAAUGCGUUUUCUUCUUCUGUUGAUCCUGUUUUAAUACGUUCUUCCAUUGGCUUCUGUCAGAUUAUAAUAUCCACACGCACCCGGCGAAGGAGUUGAGAGUUCGAUGUACCACGUGACAGAAGGAGGGAAGUCGCGAUAAGCAUAGUACGAGCAGGCAAGACGCAAGAAGUCCAAUUGUUGUUCACUUUCUAAUUAAUAUUAAUAUUUAUAUUACUAUCUAAAUGUGUG
Molecule: messenger RNA, 1650 nt
Organism: Neurospora crassa OR74A
Lineage: Eukaryota; Fungi; Ascomycota; Sordariomycetes; Sordariales; Sordariaceae
Exons: 2
Coding region: 889-1365 (158 amino acids)
Source: RefSeq, a predicted model, not a curated record